This is a messenger RNA of Dermochelys coriacea (leatherback sea turtle), 5005 nucleotides long. RefSeq names its product gastrula zinc finger protein XlCGF7.1-like. NCBI's taxonomy places the organism in Eukaryota, Metazoa, Chordata, Testudines, Dermochelyidae. Gene Ontology annotation, biological process: regulation of transcription by RNA polymerase II. The transcript is spliced from 2 exons. Gene Ontology annotation, molecular function: DNA-binding transcription factor activity, RNA polymerase II-specific; RNA polymerase II cis-regulatory region sequence-specific DNA binding. Bases 569 to 1474 code for a protein of 301 amino acids. The record is from RefSeq and is a predicted model, not a curated record.
AGGAAAUCGCAGCAAUCGCCAGCCUCCUUCCCCUUGCAGGAAGUGCACCAGCUACUCCCAGGGAGGCAUCGCAAGGCUGUGAGUCUGGAAGCCCCGCACAAUGGAGCAGGCUCGGUGUGACUCGCCCAGGGCGAGCUGAUUUCCCAGCAUCACCGGCGCACUAGCCCGUGCGGUGUGAAUCCAGCCUGGCCUGCUUCCCACACGCUGCCUCUUCCUCCGCAAGCCCCUCUCCGCCCCUGCCCGCCGGGGGAGUCUCUUAGCGGAGCGGGGCUGCGGGAAGAGGAGAAGCGAAGCGAGACACACGCUCCGCAUUGCAGCCGAGCCCGGGAGCCGGCGCACCUAGCCGAAGCGGGGAAUCCGCCCGAGGCAGGCCCAGCCAACUCGCCGCCUGUUUGCACCGAGGGAGCCAGGGGAGUUGCACCCGGGACCCAGCCUUUGUCUCCCGGGGAACAGCCCGCGCUGGGUGGUUGCACACACACCUCCCGGCGCUCACUGCGGGCCCCGGGCCGGUGCAGGGUCUGCGCGCGGCCACGCCGGAGUGAAAUCGGAUCUGGGCGAUGACGGUCCCAUGAGUGCGGAUCAGAAGCAGGAUCUCAUGACUCACCUGACGUCCCCCCCUGGAGAAAGGCCAUUCACGUUUCCUGCUUGCGACGAAAGCUUUAGUGAUGAGAGAAACCUCAUAAUUCACAGCCAGGCGGAGGAACGGGAGUACAAAUGCAUUCUGUGUGGGAAAUGCUUCAACCAGCAGCCCAGCCUGACCCGGCACCAGAAGAACCACACGGGGGAGAGGGCCUACAUCUGCCCCGAGUGCGGUAAGAGCUUCAGCCUCAAGCACAACCUGAUCAUCCAUCAGCGCACGCACACGGGCGAGCGGCCCUACAAGUGCAGCGUCUGCGAGAAGAGCUUCAGCCUGAAGCAGAACCUCGUCACCCACCAGCGCAUCCACACCGGGGAGCGGCCCUUCGCCUGCCCCGAGUGUGGGAAGAGCUUCCGGGAGCAGCGAUUCCUCCUCAACCACCAGAGGACCCACACGGAGGAGCGGCCCUACGAAUGCAGCGACUGUGGCAAGUCCUUUAAGGAGAAGCAGACGCUCGCCAGCCACCAGAGGACCCAUAGCGGGGACAGGCCGUACCAGUGCGCCGAGUGCGGGAAGAGCUUCAGCCAGCGCACGUUCCUGGUGACACACGAGAAGACCCACCAAGGGGGGAGCCCGUUCACCUGCGACGAGUGCGGGAAGAGCUUCAGUUGCAAGAGCGGCCUCGUCACCCACCAGCGCAUCCACACCGGGGAGCGGCCCUUCGCCUGCCCCGACUGCGGGAAGCGCUUCAGCCAGAAAGGCUCUCUGAAAAUCCACCAGAGAAUCCACACUGGGGAGACCCCCUUCACGUGUCCCAACUGUGGGAAAACCUUCACGCAGAAGAUAAACCUGACUACGCACCAGAGAACCCACCUGGGAGACAAAGCCCUGACAUGAGCCUGACAUCGUGCUAAAAGCUUUACAGAGCCGAUAGCUCUGAACUCCACUGGGAGCUCCUGGAGGGGCCCAUGACUGCACUGGACGUGAGAGGCUGAACGGCAGAGACGCCAUGUGAACGUUCGGAGUAUCCAGAAGGCCUCAGUCUCUCCUUACGCACCCCGGAGUCGCCACAGGGGAUACUGAUUGUCUUCACGCACUGACUCCCCCUGUACCGCUCCUCUUUCCGUUGGUCAGUCAGGUUCGUGCUCUUCUGUGCCCACCCCACAUAGAAGCCCCAGAAGGAAUCCCAAGUCCCAGCCCCCUGACUCCAUGGUGAUGGCCUCGCCCUCCAGUGAGGCCCUCUCCACCCACGUCCCUCUCCCAGCUCCCUGUCCCUGUCCCGGCUCGCUCAGCUUCCUGUGGUUGGGAGCAGAUGAGCUAAACAAUGAGGGAAACUCAUGGCGAAGUUCUUUAUUGCUGCUGUAGGGACUGAUCCUGUGAAGUGCUGAGUCCCGUCAGUACCCUUCAGCCUCCAUUGGAGAUGCCUGACAUCUUGCAGGAUCAGACCUAUCUGACCUGCUUUUCAGAGGUGCUGAGCACCCACUCCUCCUGCUGGCUCCCAUGGGAGCUGUGAAUGCCAAGCACCCCUGAAAACUAGGAACAGCUCUCUUCGCUUUCUCUCUGUCUUGGAGCACUGCAGCCUUGAGGAUCUUAAAGCCCGUAGUUCUGGCCUGGCCAAAAUUCAGCCCUGGGAUCACUGAGGGCCAGUGUUCUACAGCAUGGGCCACAAGGGCCCUGGUCUUCCAUACGGUGUUGGCCUGGCUGCUCAGAGCAAGUCGAGGCCAGGCAUGCUGGGAUCCGGGCUCUUUAAGGCCCUCCUCCAUAUUAAGGGUUAGGACAGCUGCACUCACUUCUUGCCAAUUAGACACAGCUCAUAGACUGUUGGUUAAAUACCCUUAGCUGGGCAGUUUGGGUGCAUCUGCUGCAGCCCCUUUUGGGCUAGCGGAAGCACGAAGGUACCAGCAGCUCUAUGUUAGGGGAUGCAGGCAGGGUGGCUGGUGCCAGUGAACAGAGCAGAGGGGCGUGUGCCCAAAGAAAGCAAAUGUGGCUGCACCAUCCCAGUCCUUGGCUGAAUUAAGAGUGCCUUGUGACCAUUGCAGAGCUGUGUAAAUUACAGCAGUUGUCAGUCAUGUUUGCCUGGCUUCCCCGCCCGCCCCCCAGCUCUUGCUCUGGGGUGUUUGGCCCUGGCACUGGCCCGUAAAGCACUAUAUGUGCUCGGUAUUGUUUGUGUUAUCUGGGUAGUUGGAAAUUUUCCACUAGCGCAUGAAUUAAUCUCUGAAUGUGUUCAUUUACCUAGGGAGCGAGAAGGAUGAGUGUGAAAAAGAAGCAGGAUCUCAUGACUCAUGUGAAAUAUUAAUACAUUGUAUGUGGGAAAAGCUUCAGCCCACAGCCACCUCUCCUAGAAACCACACAGGAGAGAAGUUGGCAUCUGAAGCAGGAUCUCAUCCUGCCCCCUGGAAUCCAACCCAGAGAAACUGUGUUAUCCUCAUAAUUGAUUAAAAAAAAAAACAACUUCAGAGACCAGAAAUUUUUUCUAAAUCACCAGGGACCCUACACGGAGCAGAGACUGAGCAAAUAUAGUCCUUGCUGCAAAACCUUCAGGGAGAAGCAGGCUCACAAAACCCCAGAGAAUCUGCACUUGGGAGAGACCAUCUCAGUGAACUGAAUGUGGGAGAGGCUUGGUCUGAGGAUAUUCCUGGUGACAUCUGAGAAAAUCCGCAAAGGAGGGGCCCCAUGUACCUGCUCUGAGCACGGGAUAUGCCUUAGCUGUCAGAGUGACCUCAUUAUACUCCAGAGAAUCCGUACCAGAGGAGACCAUUUAAAUGCUCCAAGGGAGGGCACACUCCUCACAAGAUACAUCUUCCCCAGUGAAUCUGCAUGAGUGAGAUCACUUAACCAGAACUGGAGAACUAAGGAGCUGCAAAGAUAAGCUAAGAAUAAUUCUCUCUGCCGGACUUACUAGGUAUCGUUCUGUGACCUGGCUGGUUCAGGAGGUCUGACUAGAGGAGCACAGUGAUUUCUUCUGGCUUUAAAUUCUGUGAAUCUGUAAUUCUGAAUAUACACCUGAGACCUCCUGAAGGUGGUAAAAUAUUCCGAUAAAACACAAAGAGAGACAUCAUACAAAUGUCAUGUAUGUUGGAAAAAUCUUGUUCAUUCCCCUUGCUGUACAGGACAGCAAGAAAUCUCCAAGUGGAUGCACUGGAGUGGUUGCUCCUUGGUUGCUGUUACAGGCUAGUUCAAGGAGCGUUGCUAUGCCAGUGGCAUGUAGUUGCAUCCACAUUUUUCCCUUUGUGGUAUUUCCCACUUCCUGUUCUAGUCUCUUCUGGUCCUUUUUGUUUGUGUUUGUAAUGUUUCUGUUCUAUGCCCAAAGAUUUUGGGCAGAAGGGGAAGGUUUCAUUAAUGUUCCAAAAGGAGGCAAGUUUCUGCUGCAUUUGAGGAGGGCAAGAAUUCAGUCUGUUUCCCCUGGGAGAGGCAGCUGCUGGAAAAGGCCAUCAGUGCAGUCAGCAUAAAACUUGAGAGAUGUCCAACAAAAAUGGUUCCUGCCUGUGUCGCUCAGCUGUUCAGAUGAGUAAAAGAGAAAUGGUUUGGAAAAAUGAAUUUUCCUUCAUGGUUUUUUACCGUUUGGGUAAAAUUAACCCAUGGAUUUCAGGUCAUAACAAGCUGAUACAUCCAGAGAUUAACAUCAUAGAUCAGACUUUAGGGCCCAGUCCAACUCCUAUUGAAAUAAAUGGACAGACUCUCAUUGACUUCAGUGGGAACAGGAGCAGAAAGGCUCAGUCCUUCAAGGUGCUGAAUACUCUGGCCUUGAUCCAGCAAAGCAAAGCACUUUAGCACAUGCAUUGGCGUCAGUGCGACUACUCACCGGUUUAACGUUAAGCAAGGGUGUAAGUGCUUCACUGGAUCAGGGUCAGAGUGCUGAGCACCUUGCAGGAUUGAGGCCUUAGUGACUGAGGAGAAAAUAUGAUAACCCGUAUCCUAUCAAGGGUAGGGUACCCACCCUGGAUGAGAGAGCACGUGUAUCUCAUCAGAGAUUCAUGCAAACACUCCAAUCGGUACGAGGUUUUUGAGAUCCAACACCCUUUAUUUAAAAAAAAAAAAAAAUCUAAAUGUUGUCUGUAACCCCAGAGGAUUGGCUGGGUACGUUUCUCUUUGGGAAGGCAUGGGUACCAUUUCACCAAGACCUUUCUAUGGCUGAAAAGUGCCGUAUUCCUGAUUAAGAGGCAUGUGAUGGCUCGUAUUUCUAUAGAGGAUCCUGGGUCUUUAACUCUCUGCUUGAAUUCUUGUAGUGAUCCCUGCCUGGGCAGAAGGAGAUGGGUUGAUUAAAGGGUGUGAAAAUAUGACAGGAGUGUGUUGGGGAGGGGCACGUCUGCUGAGGGUUAAUCCUGGGGGGAAGCAGUAGUGAAAUUGGGGGUGGAAGUGAUGGGGUGUCUCUCGGGUACUGUAGCUGGAAUGCUAGAGAUCAAUAAAGGAAGGUGUGUUUGAAAGGAA